AUGGAGGAGGUUGAUGGCGGCACUUAUGUGGCCGCCAGUGUUCUGAGGAAUCUAAGUUGGCGAACAGACGUUCGCUGCCGAGCCAGCCUCCGCCGCGUUGCCGCGCCAAGACGACUCACUCUGGCUGCCAUUACUGCUCGUCGAGAAGCUACUCUGCGCACCACACUCAGCGCACUCUGGAACCUAAGCGCUCACUGUGCUCAGAACAAGCGAGCGGUUUGUGAGUAG
Molecule: messenger RNA, 228 nt
Organism: Protopolystoma xenopodis
Lineage: Eukaryota; Metazoa; Platyhelminthes; Monogenea; Polystomatidea; Polystomatidae
Source: the annotation of a GenBank genome assembly